AUGGCUGACGCUGCCUUUGAGUGGGCGACUGCUAGGAACCUGGUACGCAUCAGCCCAAUUCAUCAGGAAGCAGAGGCUAAAUUAGUCUUGGGGGAGAGUUUCUGCGUGAAAGAUGAACAUGGCACGUCCACCACCGAAAACGCCCGCAUGGACCUUGAAGACACCAGUGGCUCGAUAUUCGACAAUUCGGGUAUCAAUGUCAACUCGAGCGUGGACGACAUCCUGAAGCAUGGUCUAGGCGAUGGCUCGGCGGAUCCCGCAGAAGCAGCCUUGGUCAACUCCGGCUCUUUCAAGAACAUCAAGGCGGUCAAGAACACCUCUGGUGUCAGUGUUGAGGACGAAAAUGACCUGGCGGACGAGCUGCUGGUAGGCUUCGAGGAAGGGGCUGAAUCAGCUGCGCGAGUUGUGCGUCUAGCACGGGUGGCAAACAACCGGCUCAUGAAACAUGGAUUGGCUGAUCCUUUGCUCUCCAGGAUGGCAAGGUGUGCAAAGUCCCGGAGCGAUUCACAUGCAUGUCGAAAUCUGCAUAGAGCAAUCAAGGCUUUCGGAAAGGAGCCUAGCAUGUGCAGCCGCUUGCUCUACACUGUCCUUCCCUCACCUUACACAAAGCGUGCUUUGUUUGACUUGCUGAGAGCAUGGGUCACCGACUUGAACAGCAUGACAGAUGAAUGGUGGGACUUCAAGAAUCGUGUGAAGAACCUCCGGCCAUGUGAUACCAAUCCCAACCCUUACAAGAAUCACCGAAGUCCACUGGAAGGUCUUCGCUUUUUUGCGGGCCCCAAGUUCAUCCGGAUAGAUCCAGCUCAUACUUAUGCAAUCGACGGAGUGGGGAGGAACUUUUGUGCAAGCGGGCUGGUUGUCCUAAUGUUGGCUGGAUGGUUCGGUAAUGGAAGCCCUGAGCGAAAAUUUGAUCAGGCAUACCAUCGGUUCACAGCGUUCUGCAAGACCCAUGGCAAGCGCACUUCCAUCAAAGAGUUUAGCUACAAGUGCUUGAAGCUACCUGUUGGCUCGCUACGCGGCUCGCCCCGUGGCCUGGGCAAAGGUCAAGACGCUGGAGCCGUUGGAGCUUGGCUUCUGAACGAGCUUGAACAAAUCGAUCUGACCUCAAUUGAACAUGAAUGGAGGGACACCUUGGAGGUGCUGCGCUGGGCUUGCGCUGGAAUAAACAGGUUUUGGCGAAGUGUGUAUGGCCACGGGUUGUGGCUGGGACGCGAUGAAGCUUCCGCUCUCAUCGAAGACGGGUGGACCUUUGUAGAGGGUUACGCCACCCUGGCGACCAUGUGCUCGAGACGUGGCAUGCGUAGCUUUUACAUACGCCCAAAAAUGCACAUGUUUGCCCACCUCCUGCUGGACCUCAAAUAUUCACUCCAAGAUGAACAAUGUCACUUCGUGAUCAACCCAGCUUGCCACUGUACAUGGAGCGACGAAGAUUACAUUGGUCGUAUCGCUAGGAUAUCAAGGCGUACGCACCCUUCCUCUGCGCCUGCCAACACGAUCAAAAGAUCGCUGGGCUACUACCGGCGUGAGUUCUCCAAAGAAUUUGGAAAAUUGUAUAUGCGCAGCCCGGCAGCCCGUGACCAUUGA
Durusdinium trenchii is the source of this 1584-nucleotide messenger RNA. Lineage: Eukaryota; Dinophyceae; Suessiales; Symbiodiniaceae. The record is from the annotation of a GenBank genome assembly.